UUAUAAUAUUUCCAAAUUUUCCAGAUGAUUUCCUUAAACUCUAAAAAAGGAUUGAUUUUCUUUUUGUUUUUUUCUUUGAUUUGCAUUGAAUAUGCAAUUGGAAUGCGAGGGGCAGGAGGCUCUCGAAGAGGAAGGCGCCGUGAAGCUGAGAAAGCAGAAAAUCCUGGAGGAGACAAAAAGCGAUCUAAAGCUGGAGGUGCAGGAAGUUCUAAAGGAACGGAAAAGCAUCUUGGAGAUAAAGGUGCAGGAGGUUCUGGAGGUGGAAAGCUCCCAAGUGAUCCAACUGAUGCAACAGAAUGCGAGCUUGUAAUGGAUGAGAUACUACGUAAUUAUAGAUAUUUAGCUUAA
This is a messenger RNA of Meloidogyne enterolobii, 348 nucleotides long. Lineage: Eukaryota; Metazoa; Nematoda; Chromadorea; Rhabditida; Meloidogynidae. The record is from the annotation of a GenBank genome assembly.